This is a messenger RNA of Paramuricea clavata, 4370 nucleotides long. Lineage: Eukaryota; Metazoa; Cnidaria; Anthozoa; Malacalcyonacea; Plexauridae. The record is from the annotation of a GenBank genome assembly.
AUGAACGACUUCAACGACAAAAAGAAGAAGAAAGAUUGCACAGAAGAACAAACCCGAAGGUUUAAUGAUGUUUUUUUAUUUAAUUGUCCUGUUUGUCCAAUGAGUAACAACGGCAUAAAGGUGCAGACAACAGAAACAAAGAUUGAAUAGAAAUAAAGCCACUUACUUACCACUGUUGUAUUUGAAUUUAGGGAAAUUUUGUUGUUGGUGUUGAUGGAACAGAUCUUUUUGAACCAUAUGAUGAUUAUAAUGAUCGGUAUGUGUGAACAAUGAAACGUGGAUUAAAAGAAUGAAAUAGAACUCAUCAACGCUCAACAGUUUCCUCAAAUAACAUUGUAUGGCAUUACCAAUGAGCUCCAUUUUUUAUCUGGAGCGAGUCCAAAAAGUAAAGCCACUAUUGGACGUCGGUUUCGGUCCCUUUCUCUUGUUUUUGCCUGCGCGGUCUGCAAAGAUUGUGCCAAAAUUUCGUGUUUUGACAAAACUGGUUUUAUGAACUCAGAACUUGUCUUGAUUAGCGAUACGGUGCGUUUAAGCCAUACGUAUAUGAACUGAAAAAUGAUAAAAACUGUCACUAUGUGUUUUUUAGGGCAAUGCCAAACGUUGAGGUCACUAAAAUGGUAAUCAAUCAAUCUAUAGAGGUAACACAUAAUCUUUAUAGUGAUGCUAAAGUCUUUGGGCUAAGGGUGCUGUUGUUUGGUUUUCUAAAACGUAUUCAUUCAGUAACCUAAGUUAGAACAAUCUUUAGGCGCCAUUAACUACAAGUGACACAAUGACGUUAAGUGGCAACCUCACAGUUCAAAAUGGCAACGGUAUUGGUCACGUGUCAGCUGCGUGGAGACGUGUGGUGUCGACCUUCUCCUGGGCGGAGGUGAGUAGAAAUUCCUUUGACGCCACUGUCGCCAUCCAGGCCUGGGGACAAUAUGGAGAAAACUAGAAAUUCUUGGAUCUCAAACAAAGCUGUAGAUCGAAACCAUUCUUGGAAAUACUCGAGACAAGAAAUGUUUCUGAGCAGAAAUUGUUUACUAACAUUGACAAAUGAUAGUGACUGUGUUUUCAGUUCAAGUUAACUACAGGCCCUUCGUUUGGCCCAUCCAACUACCCGACGAAGUUCUCCUCAUAUUUUUAGGUAGUUGUACUGUAUAUUGUCUCUGCCUAUACCGUGGCAUCGACCAUUCGAAAUCGAUUAAAAAUUAAAUUUUCCCUUUAGAUUGAAUUUGCCGCAGGUAACGGACCCACGUUGCAGUUAAGAGCGUUUCGAAAUCUCACAACGUGCAGGUGUGAAAUGUUAUUUCAAAAAUUACAACUUAUCAAUUUAAAACUUAUCAAUGUUGUGCAUAUUUCUUGUCAAGUUAUGGUAAUUUGGGAUUGGUCUUUCAUAAACAAACCCGUGGGAUUGGAGCUGGCGUUCAAGCAAGUAUGUUGUCACCUACUUUCGAGGGCGUGGCUACUUUUGGGAUCUUACGGUAUUGAACUAGAUCGCGUGGCCUGAUUCUUAGUGAACUGAUGGCAGUGUAGUUAAUACAUGUGCAUGUCUCCUACCUCUACAGCAGGGCAUCUGUUUCUGUAGAAGGCUUUUGUAGUAAACUUUAUACAUUUACCACCUAACCAGGCGCAGUUGUGAAAAAUGCAACUAUGGGUCCUCUGUGGGCGAUUCCGGUGCAGUGCUCUAACCAAACUGCUACUUAUCUAUUUUAGUGGUUGCUAGGCAACUAGGUAGCCAUACAACUGGCUAUAUCACGUGGAAAGGUGGGUCGGGAUCCUCCAUGGAAAGCUCUUUUGUGAAGGAAAGUGAUAAUUCAAGAUUGCAACUUGGACUUCAGGUAGGUAUGGAGAUCGGAUGUAGCGCUCAAAUGUCUCCGCGAUGUUUGCUUGUGUGGAUGAUACAAUGUUUUGGUUGUUGCUUUGAACAGUGAUAACACGCACAAAACAAAGCGCGAUGUCUUAUAUGUCACAAUUUCUGUGGUGACUUAUACACACGAACAAACGUUCGUAAUUGUCAGUUAUUCUUUGUCACAUAGAAACUGGAACGCCAGUUUUCCACAUAACAUUUAGCCAAAUCUCUCGUGUACACAAACAAAUAAUAAUUGUCAUAGAAAAAUUAUCACAAAAAUUUGUGGACGAGGCUUACUCAUGAUUUUCUUCUUGUAGCUCGGAGUUAAGAAUUGUUUUGCGUCGCUGACAUAUCAAUACAAGAUAGACGUGGAUACAAGGUUACGCACUGGAAUAAAGUAAGUGAAGUCUCAUUCAUACCAUUCUUAUUGCACGCUAGUUUAUAUUUCUAUGUAUGAUGUUUGUAUCUAGUGUAUAUUUUCUUUCCCCAUCACAGAUUUGGUUUGCUAGAGUCACAGUUGAGCUAUGGCGCUGACAGAAAGAUAUCUGAGCACAGUAACCUGGGUGCUAGUAUAACUAUCGGUAGUCUAAAUGGAGUUGUGUUAAAAAUCAGGUAAUAUAUACAUUGUCUCUGUACUACACUUGAGUAUUGUAAUAUGUUGGCUUGCAAUCGUUCGUUGUUUUCUCGGUGAAUUGAAGACGACAUUCAAGGUACGGUAAAUUAUCUGAUAAACGCCCACUCUCCAAGGCUUUGAUAAGGCAUUUCAAUCAAAUCUCGGUCAGCGGAGGUAGAGACGAUGACAAACGGCUGUGGUGUCAAGGAAAAACAACUACCUGAAAAAAUGUAAACACAACUUCCACGGUUUGAGCGAAGGCCCUUCGUUAGGAGCGAGGUUUUGGUUGAAGUAAGUAAAGUACUAUACCUACUUAAAACAGGCUAACUCUACUCAAUUGCAUGUUCUCUUCACACCACGACCAGUCAACUGAACUAUACUGUAUUAUGUAUGCUAUAAUAUCAACUGAACUAUACUAUAUAUGCUAGUAUUCCAAAGAUCGUAGGUUCGAUUCCCACCUUGGCAUAUUUUUCAAGUUUGCCCGGUGUGGAUAUACACUCAGAGUAACAUCACAAGCAUCAUAUUCACCUCAGUACAUUACACCAACACAGAAAAAAAAUCAUGAACUAUACUGAUCACGUUUCUUCUAUCUUUAGAUUAAAUCGCUCGAAUCAGAGUUUUGUUUUUCCUCUAUUACUCUCUGAUUCGAUAUCUCCAAUGGCGAUAUUUUAUGGAACUGUAACACCACUGCUUCUCUACUACGCUAUCUCCACGCUUCUUGUGAAACCAUUCUUGGCGAAAGCAAAAGAGACGUAUGUCUUAUAGUUAUCAUUACGUUGGGUCUCUGUAUAUUAGGAUGUUAGGGUUUGUAAUCCAAGUGAGAAUAUAUACAUUUUAAGACCUAACCAGGAACGACUGCGAAAAAUGCAGCACAAGGUCCUCUGGUAGGAAUUGAACCUACGGCCCUGCGAUUCCGGUGCAGCGCUCUAACCAACUGAGCUACAGAGGCCAGCUGUUAAGCUGUAACCGUAAGUUCAUGUACUGUAUAUAUAGGUAAUCGGGUGUGCGGGUUGUGAUAAGGUGGACUUCAACGAUUUGGAUUUUUGCACUUCACUUGGUGGCAGGCCUUAAAAUAUCUUUUCCAAGGCCGUCUGACAAAAUGUCCGGUGACGCUGAGUUUGGGUCGGACAUAUGUCCGAUGACUUUCAGUUCAGUUUUGACUCGGAAAUAAGUCUGAAUGACACAAAUGAAUAAACGUUAAAUGUUGUAAAGAUAUUAAAUAAUUUCUUUCAUACUUAUUUCCAAGCCAAAAUUAACUCGCUUGCCAGAACAGCAGUGUUAAAAAAGAUUUCGACAACUUAAGCCCGUUUUCCACUUCACCAUUUCGCUCGCCGCCCCGCGCUCGACUAUGUUAAAACAACAUUUCCAGUACACCUUUUAUACAAUAGUACGUCGGACAAAGCUACAGUUUGGUCGGACACCAAUUCACUUGGGUCGGACAAACAAUAAACCUCAGUUUCACUUUGGUCGGACAGAAUGUCCGGUGGUUUCCUCUCCACGUCGGACAAUUUCACGAAUGGGUCGGACAAUGUCCGUGACCGACCGAUAUUUUAAGGCCUGUUUGGUGGAAUUAAUAUUAGAAUGUUAGGUCAUGGAGUUUGUUCUUCUUACCUAGAUCAAAAUUUAAUCUAUAGCUGGGAUCAUACAUUGACUUAUUAUCUUUAUUUUAUUUUUAGCUCCGUAUCGAACAAACGAAAACCAGAUUUCAUUUCUCCCGUUCAUCCUGGCGCCUUACAAAAGAACAGAAAACGUUCUUAUGUCAGUUUAGGAAACCCAGGACGUCUAAGCACCGGUUAUAAUGGCUUGGGUGGACACUCAACCGUGUUGAUGCCAUCACAAGCGAAGAGAAUUAAAAAGGUUGCCAAACCGCAAACUUUAUCGAAAUUCGUUCGGACGAAAGCGAAUCCGCCUUUACCACAUAUGUAA